Molecule: messenger RNA, 849 nt
Organism: Mercenaria mercenaria
Lineage: Eukaryota; Metazoa; Mollusca; Bivalvia; Venerida; Veneridae
Exons: 3
Source: RefSeq, a predicted model, not a curated record
UUGUUUAAACAGGUUCUGAGGUACAGUGUGAUAUGUACGAGAAGUGUAGGAAGAAUACAUCAGAUGACUUGCCUGAACCUGGUGUGAAAACAUCAGAUGCCUUACAUGAAUUUGGUGUUUGUAAUACAGAGAUGAUUGAGAAAGUACAGACAAAGACACUCAGAAGCAAAGGAAAGAUGUUGUGGAUAUAUCUGCUAUUGCUCGCAAUUAUUUCUGCUGUGGUACAGGGUGCUGUAAUACAAGAUACAGCCAAAAGCUGUUAUGUCAGUGAGUCAAAAGGGAGAAGUAUACAAGAUAUGAAGGAGGAGACAGUCUGUCAAAUACCACAUCUGACAUCUACCUGUGAAGCUUCCUAUUCUAGAUCUACUUGCCCAACAUCAGACUACGAUUUUUACGUGUGGGCAAAUAUGAGUUGCAAUUACAGUUGUAAUGACGGAGAGAAUUUAGUGUGUUUGAACAGUGAUGAUGAAAUGCAAUUUGUGUGUUUGCCACAAGAUAUAAGUUGUCCUGAAGGGAUUGGUUGGAGAAUAUUAUCUAACAUGAGCAAUGGUUAUGUUGGAAUUAUUGUUGGACAGUGUCAGGUGGGUUUUUACCAGGAAACACCAUCAAGAUGCUAUGAUGCGUGCAAAGACGAACAUUUCGCACCUGAUCGUAUUCCAGAUGGACUCAAACUUUACAGGGAAGGAGACAGUAGUCACCCUCAACUUUUCAUGUGUGACUUUACUACUGGUGACUUUAAUCCAGAAAACAAGUCUUUCAUCAAAGCAGAUUCACAGUUCCAGUUUAACAUUGUUGGCUUUUGUGUUAAUGGGCCUAAUCCAUGUUCUGAUGGACAAAUGCCAUUACAUA